CCAUAGUUACGGCGCUGCGGAGGCGGCGGCCAUCUUGGCGGCGGAGAGAUGAGCGGGUCGAACCCGAAGGCUGCGGCCGCGGGGUCAGCGGCUGGGCCGGGGGCGCUGGUGGCCGGCAAAGAGGAGAAGAAGAAGGCAGGCGGCGGUGUCCUGAACCGACUCAAGGCGCGGCGGCAGGCGCCCCCCCACGCGACAGAGGACGGCAUCGGGGCGGCGGUCACGGAGCAGGAGCUGCUGGCUCUGGAUACCAUCCGGCCCGAGCACGUCCUGCGCCUCAGCCGGGUCACCGAGAAUUAUUUAUGUAAACCUGAAGAUAACAUCUACAGUAUUGAUUUCACCCGCUUCAAAAUUCGAGAUUUGGAGACAGGGACGGUGCUUUUUGAGAUUGCCAAACCUUGUGUUUCAGACCAAGAGGAGGAGGAGGAGGAGGAAGGUGGAGAUGUGGAUAUCAGCGCGGGACGUUUUGUCCGCUAUCAGUUCACACCGGCAUUUCUCCGCCUCCGCACAGUCGGGGCUACAGUGGAGUUCACAGUGGGAGACAAACCUGUGUCAAACUUCCGGAUGAUCGAGCGGCACUAUUUCCGGGAACGCUUGCUGAAAAACUUUGACUUUGAUUUCGGCUUCUGCAUCCCCAGCAGUAGAAACACUUGUGAACAUAUCUAUGAGUUUCCCCAGCUUUCUGAGGAUGUCAUUCGUCUGAUGAUUGAAAAUCCCUAUGAGACCCGUUCUGACAGCUUCUACUUUGUUGACAACAAGCUGAUAAUGCACAACAAGGCCGAUUAUGCCUAUAAUGGAGGCCAGUGACCGCUGUGGGAGUGGACGGGGAGGUGCUUUGCUGUGGCCCGAGGUCCUGGCACAUGGAGGUGGUUGAACCUGCUGUUCGUCAACACACACCUGGAACCUGGUCCCAGGAAGCCAAGGCUGGGGUGGUGGUUUCCUGUGCUCCAAGAGAGGUGCCAAGCAGUGCUGUGUUUUCUUCCCCAGUACUUUUUCUUCACUUUUCCCCUACCCCUUAGGUUGCAGACGUAUUAUAGUAAUGUGAAGGAUUAGGGUAAGGCUACUGGAAUCCAGAGAAAAAAGAAAAUUUAUUUUCACGUAGUCAUAGCUGCCUGCUGGUUGUGCUGAUGAGCCCGGGCCGCUACGGGCACAGCUGUGUCAGGGUAAGGAGGCUCUGGCCAGCCGGCUUGCCAGUCAGCGGCUUUUCCAUAGGUUCCUGGGUGCUGUGAGAAGCUGAACGGUGGGUCUCUUCCAGGCAGCUCGCCCUCUCACUUGCAGUAUUGCCGGUGGCACGGUCUGACCUCAGUUUGAGGGUAGUUCGAAAGCAACUGGAAAAAAAGGGGGUGUGUGUGGGUGCCAGAGUGGAGGCACCAGCGGCCGGCAGGGCUGCCAAACUGAAAAGUCCAUGUUGUGGAGAGGCCUGCUUCUCUGUCUGACUUCCAGGAUCCUCCGCCAGCCCUCCCGGGGAUACGACAAGGUUUCAGCCUGGCAGUGCCUUCUGUUCCCGCUUUGGAGGAAAGACGAGCUUGCUCUGCGUGUCCUGCCUCCUGACUUUUGAGUAUCUCCUGAAAUAGAAUGUGGCAGUGUUUGCUCUCGGAGCAGUAGGAUCUCUUGAGGCCACAUCAGGCCUCGUAUUUUGUGUUUUUUGUUUCAUUUUUUUAUUUCUAGGCUUCUUUUGGAGAGGUUUUAUAAGAUGUCAGUGGUGUUCCCAGCAUAUGUGAUGUGUGGUUAGACUUCUGAUAGUAUUAAUCAGGUUCCUGGGGCUAAUCUGGCUCGUGUUGGGACUGGAUAUAGUUACGGACCAACAGCUACUUAAAGGAAGGAUUUGAUUUUUCAACACAGGAGAGCCUGCAGGAUUGGCUUUGAUGGGGAUUUGCGUCUGAAACUCUGUAGAUUUCUUAUUUAGGAGGAUUUUCCUGUCUGCCUUUCUACUGAAGUAGUUUCUGGAACCAUCCUGGCAGGUCAGACCUCUAAUGCAUAUUCUGAUCCUUCAUACUGCUAGUUGGAGUUCUUUUGGUUGUUUGGAAAGGAUGAACUAGCCUGAGGUGGCUCUCAAAGGGUGCUCUCAAAAAACCUUCCUUGCACAUCCUUGUGGGUUAUGUUUGUCCUCAGGCCCUUACUGGAUAGACUCUUGCCACCUCAGCUCCGUAUGGUUGUCUGACUGUGGGUGGCUUUAGCUGACCCUCUGAUAAGAUGGUUGCUGUGGCCAGGAUUUUGCAUCGAUAGAAAGGUAGCAGUAGGAAGGGCCCAAGUAUGUGGUGAUAGUCAUUGUGAAGCAUCAUAGUAACUGACGGAGAGCAGUCUCCCAAGAUGCUUGGGACAAAAGCCAUGCGGGGCCCAGGAUGGAAGGGCCAGCGCUUUGCCACAGAAAGCCCCUGUGCAUUCACUAACCAGUGUCUCUCCCUGUUUGGAUUCUAGAGCGUGAGUGGCCUUGAACCUUGGCCUAGUAGUGCUCUGUGCCAGGCCAGAAUCUGGGCUGUGCCAGGUGCUGGCAGCUUUCUCACUGAGAAAACCCUUACGUGUGUGUGUUGGCACUGGGUCCAACCGCUGAGGAGGGAAGAGACCAGGCACCCUGCAGAUGGCUUACUCAUCGCCAGGCCGGGUGAAUCUUAGAACCGGAGUCCACUACAAAUCUAGGUGCCUUAUGUGUGGCUCUGUCCCACAUGCUGCUGGGGAAAGCUGCAUUGGCCUCCUUCCCUCCUCCUCUGUGGACAGACAUCAGCACUGCUUCCUUACCUUCGGUUUCUCCUCUAGCAUAUUUGUGUGUGCAUAUUGAGCUUGAGAAUCGCCCCUUCUCUAUGUGACAGUGGCCUAAUCAGGAGAUUUUCUACUAUUUGAUAUUCACUUAGUAUCUAGGAUGUGGUUUUUGGAGCUUCCAGAGCUCUGCUCAGUUGAGUAUGUCUUGGAAACGUGUCCCAGGAUAGAUCAUGUCUUGUGGACUCGUGGGCUGUCUCUUAUAUGCAGUGUUAGCCUUUGCCUGGAGGGCAGAGGAGGCAGGCAUUCUGGCCUGAAUAGUGCUGUAUUCUCCUCCCCACUGGCUUGCCUUAGUCUCACUGGGGACGGUUUUGAGGCCAUGUGCUCAGUCUGUGCCCACCAGGACAGGGAUAUGCCAUCUUCUGCUCCAGAAGGUCUGUCUGGUAUUCUGUACCUGGGAGUCUGGAUUCGUAUGUCUCUUUACUCAGGAAAUCAGAGUUAACCACCCUGGGGUGUUAACCAGGGUGAGUUUCAAAUUCAGGUUUUUGUCCUGAACUGGGGAGAGAAUUGGAAGUCAUGUUUUCUCUGAAAGUAGCUGAAGCAAUCAGGAGUUGAAUCAGGAGGCCAUGUUAUUAAGUUAUCUGGACUGUUGAUAGCACUUGUCUUGGGGUAAUCAUACCAUUGGAGGGGGAGAACGACCUGCACGGGGAGACCCUGCCUUCUGUUCAGAGCUGGUAUCUGAGCGGCAGCUCCCGGAGGAAUACAUUCCAGCAGACCGCCGGGCCCAUCUGUUGCCACGGGGCCUGACGCCUGCACCUCUUCCUCUCCUGUCUUGCUCCUGUUCCGCUGCCUUGGAAUCUCCAGGAAGAGUAUCUCUCUUUUCCUGUGGAGCCUUUGGGCUAAGGUGCCCUUCUUGCUUCUCCAAAGAAGAUCCCUGUUGAUUUCAUUCUGUCCUAAAGAGUACGCGGAAGAAAUAACAACUUAAAGUAGCCGUGGCCUAACGUAGGCUUCCCCAUCCUGGUAUGUUGGCUCGGAGAUCUCUUGCAGAGAAAGCAGUUUUCAGGGGCAUGCAGACUCCCUGAAGACACCUACGGCCUUUGGGCCAUCUGAUUCUCAGAGAGGGCCAGUGAUUCAGGGAAGCUGGGGCUAACUGUAGACCAGCGAUUCUUGAAAUGGCAGUGACGGGGAAUCUUCAAGGGGAGUGCCUUCAAGGGGCAUUCAUUUCUGGAAUGGAUUUCAUAGGCUAUGUGGACUGGAUGAAUUAGGUGAGUCUUGCCUUAGUGUCCUGCCACCCCUGUAGACUCCCAGGGCACUCUUUUUUCUCUGUCAAGUCACUUUCUUUUGGUGGCUAUUGUCACCACGAUGUCAGUGAGGUUUGGGGACUGGAGACAGCCUGCCCCCAGAAUCCCAGCAUAGAUUUCCUUGCCAGGGCAUGGGGCAAGGGGUUCCUGUGCAGAGGUGCUGCCGUCCCCAGUGUGAGAGCCUGGUCGUCAAAUCAUCACUUACAUUCCAUGUUACAGAACAUCUUCGCCACAAGAGGGGUCUGGUGGAGGCGGAUUUACCCUUGUUUUACAAAGGAUCAUGUAAAGUCAUUGAAGUUGUGAAAGUCUAUUUUUUUUCCCCUGUAAAUCUAUUUUUCACAGAAUAUAAGAAACAUCAAUGACCUGAUCUGUCCUUCCUCCUCUUUCCCCUUCACCCAAGAUCCUCAUUCCAGUUUGUAUUGUCUUUGUGUCCAAAGUAAACUAGGUGACUUAUUUGUAUAAAAUGUUAUUUUGUCACAAGAGACAGUAAUAAAAGAUUUUCACAGUA
Leopardus geoffroyi (Geoffroy's cat) is the source of this 4500-nucleotide messenger RNA. RefSeq names its product unc-119 lipid binding chaperone B (gene UNC119B). Gene Ontology annotation, molecular function: lipid binding. The transcript has 5 exons. Gene Ontology annotation, cellular component: cilium. The coding region runs from base 49 to 804 and encodes 251 amino acids. The record is from RefSeq and is a predicted model, not a curated record. NCBI's taxonomy places the organism in Eukaryota, Metazoa, Chordata, Mammalia, Carnivora, Felidae. Gene Ontology annotation, biological process: lipoprotein transport; nervous system development; cilium assembly.